UUCAGAAAUGUCAGUAAAUCUAGGUGUUCGUUUAAAAUAGAAACUAUUUACUAGAUUUAACUAGGCGAGCGCGAGGAAAAAUGGCAACAGGUGAUCAAAGUUUCAAUAGAUAUCGUCUUUCUUCAUCUUUGAUAUUGGUAGCGAAGAUAGGCGAAUCGAAUAAAAAUGAGAAUUAUGAGAUUUUAAUGAUUAAGCGCUCAGAUCAAACUGCAACUAUUAAAGAUCAAUGUGUCUUUCCCGGCGGUUUGUUCGAAAGUGCCGACGAGAGUGAAGAUUGGCUGGCUUAUUUUAAAGAAUUUGGGGUGCAGUAUAGUGAUUUACGAAAUCUCUGUCCAAACGAUACUGUACCAAGGCCUAACAUUUUGAUAACUCCAGUUGAUACAAAAGUGAGAAGAGAAAUUUCAACGCGUAUAAAUGCCAUAAGGGAAACAUUUGAAGAAGUUGGAGUUCUACUUUGCUGCAGUCGACAAAAAUGGAGCGGCAUACCAAAAUCCCAUCGCCCUGCAUCAUUUAAAUACGAUUUCGAUAAAGACGACUGGCAAGAACGGGUACACAAUGACCCAAGAGAAUUUUUAAUUAUGUGCCAAAAACUGCAAGUUAUACCAGAUUUAUGGUCACUCUAUGAAUGGGCAGCAUGGGCCAGUCCACCAACUGUUAGAAAAGCCAAUGAAACUGUGUUUUUCAUAACAUUCCUUUCCGAAAAGCCUAUGGUCAAAAUUGAACUUUCCGAAGCAAAGGAUUUUUUAUGGGAAACUCCCAGAGAAUAUUUACGCUUAAAAAAGAAAGACGUUAUUGGAUUUUGGCCGCCGCAGUAUUUCGAAUUAUCCCGUUUAUAUAUGGAAAAGUCAUUUGACAAAUUAUUGCGCUUUUCUUAUCAACGGCGUCACAUGGGCGUCGUAUUAUUCAUGCAUGCUAUUCAUACUUGCACUGAUGGAACUGUUUCUGUGCUGCCGGGAGAUGAUAUGUACCCCAAAGAUCCUCGUUCAUUGCUGAAACCCCGUAAACUGGAUAUAACUAUGGAGCAAUUUCGUCAACAGACAAAAAGAAUAUGUCGCAUUGAAAAUGUGAUAUCACUGCAACCCAAAAUUCACAUAAAUGUACAGCCUGUGUGUGGUCAGUUGAUGCCAUGGACUAGAAAUGAGGACGAGUUGCAAAAGAGCAGUUUGUAAAAUGAACGAUGCAUGUGUGUCUAAAUAUUAUAUGAACAUGUGUGGAAGGAUGCAUGGAAUAAUACGGAUUAUGGGUUGAUGUUAAAUACUUUCAAAUCAAAACAAUAAUGUGUUUAAUUAAUGCAAAACCAAAACAUUUCCUUUUCCGGUCCAACACUCACACAAACAAAUGUUUUUUUUCAAAGCUUGAACAAAGGGCAAUGCAGAAUUCAAAUAUACACUAUGUUUAGUCUAUUUAAACGAAUAAUACUGGUGGGCAUGGGCAUAGAUUUGUUGCACAUAUUAUUGGUACUGUAUGUACUGGUUGCCGGUUAUUUUUAAAACAAAUGAAAGAAAAUAAAAAAAAAAAAAUUAAGAAUCAACCAAUUCAAUGAAA
Stomoxys calcitrans (stable fly) is the source of this 1545-nucleotide messenger RNA. RefSeq names its product acyl-coenzyme A diphosphatase NUDT19. The transcript has 6 exons. The coding region runs from base 81 to 1169 and encodes 362 amino acids. Gene Ontology annotation, cellular component: mitochondrion. The record is from RefSeq and is a predicted model, not a curated record. Gene Ontology annotation, molecular function: hydrolase activity, acting on acid anhydrides, in phosphorus-containing anhydrides. NCBI's taxonomy places the organism in Eukaryota, Metazoa, Arthropoda, Insecta, Diptera, Muscidae.